Messenger RNA from Drosophila biarmipes, 3743 nucleotides. It is a transcript of the gene Ocrl, whose product is annotated as type II inositol 1,4,5-trisphosphate 5-phosphatase. NCBI's taxonomy places the organism in Eukaryota, Metazoa, Arthropoda, Insecta, Diptera, Drosophilidae. Gene Ontology annotation, molecular function: phosphatidylinositol-4,5-bisphosphate 5-phosphatase activity; inositol phosphate phosphatase activity. Gene Ontology annotation, cellular component: membrane. The record is from RefSeq and is a predicted model, not a curated record. The transcript has 9 exons. Gene Ontology annotation, biological process: signal transduction; phosphatidylinositol dephosphorylation. Bases 674 to 3232 code for a protein of 852 amino acids.
AGCAUUUGCAACCUGGUCUCCGAGCAAAUCGCCCGGAAAAUAAAUCGAAACAAAUAAGAGAAAAUAGUAAAAUAAUAAGGCUAAUAGGCACGCGCGCCCCCAUCUGUGUGCUCCCGCGUUGUGUUCCCCCGCCCCGCCACCUCUCCAGACCAGCCGGUGGAAGUUCGCCAGUAGGAUUGGGUCAUUGUUGCCAUCGCACUGCUGAUGAAUAAGUGAUGUGUGCUGGUGUGCGAUACACCCACCUUGAGGGAGCACAACAACAACGAAGACAACAAUAAAUCAAGCAAGAAAACAAACACGGGGCUGCCGUCGCAUUCCGGGGACACGGUUACGCAGCCCAAGAGCAGGGUCACCACUCCAGUGGCUCGCCCUUGCCAUAGGAAACCCAAGAGCCACAGCCAGCAGAGAACCCGCAAGAAACACCCAUCACACACCAUACGAACACCACUUUGCUGGCCGUUCGCGCCAACUAUAAAUAGAAAAGGCAACAGCGCAGCAGGGCACGGCAAACAACUGUCCAUAUCCAUAUCUACAUAUAGUUAUCGGCUCGACGCAGAAGAAGAAACCCUCGAGUACUACACUCUUCGUGCCGAGAUUGCGGAAGCAACUAGGAGUGGAGGCGGAGGAGGAGAAGGCGGACUUAAGACCAUAUCAGUAGGCCAACCCCCGGAAAAUGGCCACGGUGGGCUCGGGGGACAAUGUGCCCAAUGGAGAGGCCCCUGCGGCUACCAGGACACUAAAGGACAUCGUUAAGGAACGGUUCAAGGAGGACGAAACCAUAGAAUUUAUAUUCGAAGCUUAUCAGAUCAAGGGUCCGGAGUAUACCAACCGCCUGUUGGCGCUGGUUUCCUCCCAAUCGGGCGGCACCUUCGCCAUCAUCGCCUUUUCCUACCUGCGCACUCCACUGACCUCCGUCAACGAGCUGAUCAUCAACAAGGUGUUCGCCAUAGACCACAAUUUCCAGUUGCGACAAGAUAGCAAGACCUCGAUCACCACACAGCAGUUUGACCUGUCCACAACCGAAGAUGGUCCCAUCAAGUACUACUACUACGCGACGGAGGGCGAGCACUACGAGGAGUUCGUGGCCAAGGUUAUCUCCUGCAAGAGCACCAUGGCCCAGCACGACCCCGAGACGGUGCUCAACUUCAAGUGGCUAAACGACUACCGGCAAAUCGGGGAGGUGAAGCACGAGCUAAAGAAGCGGGAGAGCGAGUACAUUGUCUACAAGGACAUCAUCAUCUACUGCGCCACUUGGAACGUGAACAACAAGACCUGCAGCGACAGCGGCAAUCCACUACGACCCUGGCUGGCCUGCAGUGACCGGCCGCCCGAUAUCUAUGCCAUUGGACUGCAGGAGCUGGACACUCCCACAAAGGCCAUGCUCAACUCCACCCAGGUGCAGGCCCUCGAGAAGCACUGGAUCGACAAGAUGAUGGACAGCGUCCACCCGGACGUGGAGUACGAGAUACUGAUGUCGCACCGCCUGGUGGCCACCAUGCUGACAGUCAUCGUCCGCAAGCAGCUGCGUCAGCACAUCAUCCGCUGCCGGCCCAAGUCCGUGGCUCGGGGCAUCUUUAACACGCUGGGCAACAAGGGCGGCGUGGCCAUCAGCCUGCAGCUCAACGAGGGGAAUAUCUGCUUCGUCAACUCCCACCUGGCCGCCCACAUGGGCUACGUGGAGGAGCGGAAUCAGGACUACAACGCCAUCGUGGACGGCAUACGCUUUGAAGACGGGCGUACGAUAAACGAUCACGAUCACAUCUUCUGGCUGGGCGACCUGAACUACCGCAUCCAGGAGCCGCCCGGCCAGCAGCGACCAGGACCGCUGAGCGACGCCCAGACCUACGAGCUGCUCCUGCAGUACGACCAGCUGCGCCAGGAGAUGAGGCGCGGCAAGUGCUUCGAGGGCUACACCGAGGGCGAGAUCAAGUUCCGGCCGACGUACAAGUACGAUCCGGGCACGGACAACUACGACAGCAGCGAGAAGCAGCGGGCGCCGGCCUACUGCGACCGGGUGCUCUGGAAGGGGAAGCGCAUCGAGCAGCUGGCCUACAACAGCAUCAUGGCGAUACGCCAGAGCGACCACAAGCCGGUCUACGCGGUGUUUCGCGUGAAGAUCAAGACGCGCGACGAGGUCAAGUACAAGCGGGUGCAGGAGGAGGUGCUGAAGGCGGUAGACAAGCGGGAGAACGACAAUCAGCCGCAGAUCAAUGUAGAGAAGACUGUGAUCGAUUUCGGAACCGUGCGCUUCAACGAGCCGACCACGCGGGACUUCAACGUCUACAACAACUGCCCGCUGCCCGUUGACUUCAGUUUCAAGGAGAAGGAUAUCAACGCCAUCUGCGAGCCCUGGCUGCAUGUCGAUCCGCGCCAGGACUCGCUGCUGAUCGACUCCGCCCGCAGCAUCCGGUUGAAGAUGCACGCCAGUGUGCGCACCAUUGCCGGCCUGCUGCGCAAGAUCCGCGCCAGCGACAAUUUCGAUAUACUCAUCCUGCAUGUGGAAAACGGAAGGGACAUCUUCAUCACGGUGACCGGCGACUAUCAGCCCAGCUGCUUUGGCCUCUCCAUGGAGACGAUGUGCCGGACCGAUCGGCCCCUGAGCGAUUACUCCCAGGAUCAGAUCAAGCAGCUGAUGAAUGACGAAUCGCCGGAGUACCGCGUGACCAUGCCGCGGGAAUUCUUCCUGCUGAUCGACUACCUGUACAGGCAGGGCGACAAGCAGGUGGGCGCCUUCCCGUCCUACGACUCGCGCCAGUCUCUCGGCGCCCAGUUCAACGCGGUGCGCGACUGGCUGGACACCUGGUCGAAUGAGCCGUUCCCUGGCAGUGCCGAGACUGCUGCGCAGGCGCUGUUGCUUCUGCUGGAUCUUCCGGAGCAGGCCCUCCUGGAGCCGGUUGUGGAGAACCUGCUGGAGUGCACCACCAAGUCGCAGGCCAUGGACUACAUCUCGCUGCUGAGUCCCCCGAAACGGAAUGUCUUCAUGCACCUGUGCAUGUUCCUGCGCGCGGGCAUCGAGAGUCAGCACUACGAGCUGCAGCAUGUCGCCUCCACCUUUGGCCGCAUCCUGCUGCGCAGAACCGAGCGCUCCGCCUGGAUGGACUACCACAGUCGCUGCAUUCAUUUCAUGCAACUCUUCAUCGACGCGGACGAUGAGACCAGAGACAACGGCAACGAGGACUCCGGCACAAGAACAGGAUCCGGAUCGGGGGCCAGGGCCGGACUGCAGGCAUAGUCGUCGACGUCCGAGCGAUAGAUGUAAUCUGUUGAUAGUUAACUACCGUACGCAUAGUGUUAUGGCUAUUUAUUUUACUUGUUGGUACUUUGUUGGCACUUAGCAUUUAUAUUUCCCUGUUUUAUCUGUUAAUUUUUUGUGCCCACCUUCCGUUCAUUCCAACUCAAUUGCCCCCGCCUCACAUGCCGGGAUCCCUGGUCCGGGUUCAACUGCUUACAACGCAUCAUACAUCACACAAGCAGAAUGAUACAACUGACGACUUAUGCUGAUAUCUCUUGAGAUCCGCAUACGGACGAUUGUGCAGAGGCUCGUGGAGCAGGAGGCCAACGUAAAAAAAUCCAUUGUGUAAAUAAGUUAAACGAAAUGUGCUGCACACCCGUUAAAUCAAUGUUUAGUUGAGCACGAUUGCUUGUUAGUUUAGGUUAAUGUGAAAUUCCUCUGGGAAUCUCGUGACCCCGUAUAUGCCGGUUUCAGUUGCAACUGAAAAUAAACAACUCCGUUACAUACAGUA